Messenger RNA from Capsicum annuum, 2313 nucleotides. Its product is annotated as protein ROOT PRIMORDIUM DEFECTIVE 1. The transcript is spliced from 3 exons. The record is from RefSeq and is a predicted model, not a curated record. Lineage: Eukaryota; Viridiplantae; Streptophyta; Magnoliopsida; Solanales; Solanaceae. The coding region runs from base 166 to 1656 and encodes 496 amino acids. Gene Ontology annotation, molecular function: RNA binding.
UUCAAACAUCAUAAUCUCACUUUACACAUCUUCUUAUCUUCCAUCGGAUACCUCAUUUCUAAUUCUCUCUCUUGAUAAGUUUCCACAUUCAUACCAGCAUCCCAUCUCCGCCAGGUGAAAAUAUAAAUUAAGACAAUUAAAAGUCAACUGAGUGAAGUGAGUAGCAUGAUUUGGUUUUUAUCACUUUCUCCUAAAACCCUAAACCCCAAAUUCCACCCCCCCCAAAUCACCAAAAUGCACAUUUUCCAUUCAAUUUCAACAAAACUCUCACAUUCAAAAUCCACCUUCAAAUCCCUCACUUUGUUUGCUUCCCUCUUCCUCCAAUCCCCAAAACAGUUCUCACAAUCAACUUCCAUACCCAAAAAACAACAACGCAUUCGCGACCAUGGCUUCGAUGACUACAUGGAAGUGGAAAAGAAAAACCGCAAAGUCAUCAAAUUCCAAGAUCUACUUCUUACUCAACCAAAUUCAAUGAUCGCAAUUUCUCGUCUCGACAUGCUUGCUCGCCGUUUCGGGUUCAAACAGUACGAAGCAGGGAAAUUUAUACUCAAAUUCCCUCAUGUUUUCGAGGUUUUCGAACACCCAGUACAGAGAAUAUUGUAUUGUAGGCUUACUCGUAAAUCAUUGCUUCAAAUUGAGCAGGAAAAACAAGCACUUUUAGCUCAAUUGCCGUUAGCUGUUACGCGUUUACGGAAGCUAUUGAUGCUAUCGAAUACGGGGAGGUUAAGGUUAGAACAUGUUAGGAUUGCGAGGAGAGAAUUUGGUUUACCUGAUGAUUUUGAGUAUUCGGUUGUUUUGAAGUAUCCGGACUAUUUUAGAUUGUUUGAUGCGAAAGAGACGAGGAAUAAGUACAUUGAGGCUGUUGAAAGAGACCCGGGGUUAACUGUUUGUGCUGUGGAGAGUGUUAGGGAGAGGGAGUAUAGAGAGAAGGGUGGGGAAGAAGAGAAUGUGCGGUUUUCGUUUAGAGUGAAUUUUCCGCCUGGAUUUAGGAUUGGCAAGUAUUAUAAGAUUGCUGUUUGGAAAUGGCAAAGGCUGCCUUAUUGGUUGCCGUAUGAGGAUGUAUCGGGUUAUGAUUUGAGGUCACUCGAGGCACAGAAGAGGAUGGAAAAAAGAGCAGUUGCGACUAUUCAUGAAUUGUUGUCAUUGACUGUUGAAAAGAAGAUUACUUUGGAGAGAAUUGCGCAUUUUAGGUUGGCGAUGGAUUUGCCGAAGAAGCUGAAAGACUUUCUCCUUCAGCAUCAGGGGAUAUUUUAUAUUUCGACGAGGGGUAAUCAUGGGAAGUUGCAUACGGUGUUUCUCAGGGAGGCUUAUAAGAAGGGAGAGUUGAUUGUGCCAAAUGAUUUGUAUUUAGCUAGGAGAAAGCUGGCUGAAUUGGUUUUGAUGAGUCCAAGGAAAGCCAUUGUGGAUAGAAGAUUGGUUAAUUAUAGAAAACAGGACGACAAUGAUGAAAUAGCUGACCACGUUGAGAAUGGAGGCGAUCAUUCAAACACGCAAGAGACAGUUAGACAAGAUUCGGAAGAAGAAAGCAUGGAUUCUGAUGAAGAUUGCAAUAUUUACUCUUAUGACGAUUGCAGUAUUAACUCUGGGUAUGCACACAAGGAAGUCAAUAAUGAUGAUGUUACUGAUGAUGCAGAGGACACUCGUGUCACUGAGUAACCGUACUUAGUCCAGCUAGAAAGGUACUUGAUAUUGGGAGUUCUUUGAUUGCCAAAUGAAUUAGCGGAUCUCUAUGUAAAACUUGACUGUUUCAAUUGUUACAAGACAGCACCGAUGUGGACUUGUACCCCUGGCAGUUGGCACUUAGGAGCUGGUCAAGUUCUUCCUUUGAGAUGCAAUGGCUUUAUUUCCAUUUACGGUCUUGUUGGCACUGUAGCUGGAAGAGUUGAAGAAUUGUUGACGUGUAUCAGGUGAAAAGAUGAAUUUUAGUCUUCAUCUUUUCAGAUGAUCCCGUUGAUGUUCAGCGAAGAGAAAAAGUAAAGGAUGCUAUGCGUUAUGCCUGGAGUUCAUAUGAAGAAUAUGCACGGGGCACCGAUGAGCCUCAGGCCGGGUUAUUGCAUCUAAUAGAUUUUCCUUGUAGAACAUCACCUUUUUGCCAUUGUAUUUAGUCAUUUAACAGGUCACAUAUCUUUCACAGAGGCAUCUCAGUAGGGCUUUUAGAUGCUUUACCUGUCGAUUAAUGUUCUUCUGUCUUCUUUCUCUAUUAUCUAAGGUUUCAAGUGAUUGUAAACAAUUUGUAUGCUUUACAUUUAAGCUGACAAUUUAACAUCAUACUUUUCUCAUCCUUUAAUAUUUCGUCCGAAGAUGUUGGAUCAA